This is a messenger RNA of Galeopterus variegatus (Sunda flying lemur), 3897 nucleotides long. RefSeq names its product structural maintenance of chromosomes 4 (gene SMC4). The record is from RefSeq and is a predicted model, not a curated record. Gene Ontology annotation, cellular component: chromosome. The coding region runs from base 18 to 3707 and encodes 1229 amino acids. Gene Ontology annotation, molecular function: ATP binding; protein binding; ATP hydrolysis activity. NCBI's taxonomy places the organism in Eukaryota, Metazoa, Chordata, Mammalia, Dermoptera, Cynocephalidae. The transcript has 22 exons. Gene Ontology annotation, biological process: mitotic chromosome condensation.
CCCCGGUUCCAGCGACCAUGCCCCGUAAAGGCACUCAGCCCUCCACGGCCCGGCGAAAAGAGGAAGGGCCGUCCCCGGACCGCUCCAGCAGCAGCGACGGAGAGCCUGAGCCGCGGUCGGGCCGCGCAGAGAGCCUAGCUGCCGCCGCAGAGACUCCAAGUGAGGAACUUGAUAAUAGAAGUUUAGAAGAGAUUUUGAGUAGCAUUCCUCCUCCCCCGCCUCCAGCAAUGACCAAUGAAGCUGGAGCUCCUCGGCUUAUGAUAACUCAUAUUGUAAACCAGAACUUCAAGUCCUAUGCUGGGGAAAAAAUUCUGGGACCUUUCCAUAAGCGCUUUUCCUGUAUUAUUGGGCCAAAUGGUAGUGGCAAAAGCAAUGUUAUUGAUUCCAUGCUUUUUGUGUUUGGUUAUCGAGCACAAAAAAUAAGGUCUAAGAAACUCUCGGUACUAAUACAUAAUUCUGAUGAACACAAGGAUAUUCAGAGUUGUACUGUAGAAGUUCAUUUUCAAAAGAUAAUUGACAAGGAAGGGGAUGAUUAUGAAGUCAUUCCUAACAGUAACUUCUAUGUGUCGAGAACGGCCUACAGAGAUAAUACUUCUGUCUAUCAUAUAAGUGGGAAGAAAAAGACAUUUAAAGAUGUUGGAAAUCUUCUUCGAAGCCAUGGAAUUGACUUGGACCAUAAUAGAUUUUUAAUCUUACAGGGCGAAGUUGAACAAAUUGCGAUGAUGAAACCAAAAGGCCAGACUGAACAUGAUGAGGGUAUGCUUGAAUAUUUAGAAGAUAUAAUUGGUUGUGGACGGCUAAAUGAACCUAUUAAAGUCUUAUGUCGGAGAGUUGAAAUAUUAAAUGAACACAGAGGAGAGAAGGAAAAAAUUCAUGAAGAUACCAAAGAAAUUAAUGAGAAGAGCAGUAUACUAUCAAAUGAAAUGAAAGCUAAGAAUAAAACUGUAAAAGAUGUAGAGAAGAAACUGAAUAAAAUUACCAAAUUUAUUGAGGAGAAUAAAGAAAAAUUUACACAGCUAGAUUUGGAAGAUGUUCAAGUUAGGGAAAAAUUGAAACAUGCUACAAGUAAAGCCAAAAAAUUGGAGAAACAACUUCAAAAAGAUAAAGAAAAGGUUGAGGAAUUUAAGAGUAUACCUGCCAAGAGUAAAAAUAUCAUAACUGAAACAACAACUAGAAAUAAUGCCCUUGAAAAGGAAAAAGAGAAAGAGGAAGAAAAAUUAAAGGAAGUUAUGGAUAGCCUUAAACAGGAAACCCAAGGACUUCAGAAAGAAAAAGAAAGUCGAGAGAAAGAACUUAUGGGUUUCAGCAAAUCAGUAAAUGAAGCACGUUCAAAGAUGGAUGUAGCCCAGUCAGAACUUGAUAUCUAUCUCAGUCGUCAUAAUACUGCAGUAUCUCAAUUAAGUAAGGCCAAGGAAGCUCUAAUUGCAGCUUCUGAGACUCUCAAAGAAAGAAAAGCUGCAAUUGGAGAUAUAGAGACAAAACUCCCUCAAACUGAACAAGAAUUAAAGGAGAAAGAAAAAGAACUUCAAAAACUUACACAAGAAGAAAUAAACUUCAAAAGUUUGGUGCGUGAUCUUUUCCAAAAAGUUGAAGAAGCAAAGAGUUCCUUAGCAGUGAACCGAAGUAGGGGGAAAGUCCUUGAUGCAAUAAUUCAAGAAAAAAAAUCUGGCAGGAUUCCAGGAAUAUAUGGACGAUUGGGGGAUUUAGGAGCCAUUGAUGAAAAAUAUGAUGUUGCUGUUUCAUCUUGUUGUCAUGCGUUAGACUACAUUGUUGUUGAUUCUAUUGAUACAGCCCAAGAAUGUGUAAACUUCCUUAAAAGACAAAAUAUUGGAGUUGCAACCUUUAUAGGUUUAGAUAAGAUGGCAGUAUGGGCAAAAAAAAUGACCAAAAUUCAAACUCCUGAAAAUACUCCUCGGUUAUUUGAUUUAGUGAAAGUAAAAGAUGAGGAAAUUCGCCAAGCUUUUUACUUUGCUUUACGAGAUACCUUAGUAGCUGAGAACUUGGAUCAAGCCACAAGAGUAGCAUAUCAAAAAGAUAGAAGAUGGAGAGUGGUAACUUUACAGGGGCAAAUCAUAGAACAGUCAGGUACAAUGACUGGUGGUGGAAGCAAAGUAAUGAAAGGAAGAAUGGGUUCAUCUGUUGUUGUUGAAAUCUCUGAAGAAGAGGUAAAUAAAAUGGAAUCACAGUUGCAAAGAGACUCUAAAAAAUCAGCGCAAAUCCAGGAACAGAAAGUACAACUUGAAGAAGCAGUAGUUAAGUUACGGCAUAAUGAACGUGAAAUGAGGAAUACACUAGAAAAGUUUACUGCAAGCAUCCAGCGUUUAUCAGAGCAAGAAGAAUAUUUGAAUGUUCAAGUUAAGGAACUUGAAGCUAAUGUACUUGCUACAGCCCCUGACAAAAAAAAGCAAAAAUUGCUAGAAGAAAAUGUUAGUGCUUUCAAAACAGAAUAUGAUGGUGUGGCUGAGAAAGCUGGUAAAGUAGAAGCUGAGGUUAAACGGUUACACAAUGUCAUCGUAGAAAUCAAUAAUCAUAAACUCAAGGCCCAACAAGACAAACUUGAUAAAAUAAAUAAGCAGUUGGAUGAAUGUGCUUCUGCUAUUACUAAAGCCCAAGUAGCAAUCAAGACUGCUGACAGAAAUCUUAAAAAGGCACAAGACUCUGUCUUUCGCACAGAGAAAGAAAUAAAAGAUACUGAGAAAGAAGUAGAUGACUUAACAGCAGAGCUAAAAAGUCUUGAAGACAAAGCAACAGAGGUCAUAAAGAAUACAAAUGCUGCAGAGGAGUCCUUACCAGAGAUCCAGAAAGAACAUCGUAAUCUACUUGAAGAACUAAAAGUUAUUCAAGAAAAUGAACAUGCUCUUCAAAAAGAUGCACUUAGUAUUAAGUUGAAACUUGAACAAAUAGAUGGUCACAUUGCAGAACAUAAUUCUAAAAUAAAAUAUUGGCAAAAAGAGAUUUCAAAAAUAUCAUUGCAUCCCAUAGAAGAUAAUCCUGUUACAGAGGUUUCAGUUCUAAGCCCAGAGGAUCUUAAAGCAAUCAAGAAUCCAGAUUCUAUAACAAAUCAAAUUGCACUUUUGGAAGCCCAGUGUCAUGAAAUGAAACCCAACCUUGGUGCCAUUGCAGAGUAUAAAAAGAAGGAAGAAUUAUAUUUGCAACGGGUAUCAGAAUUGGACAAAAUUACUUACGAAAGAGAUCAUUUUAGACAGGCAUAUGAAGAUCUUCGGAAACAAAGACUUAAUGAAUUUAUGGCAGGUUUUUAUGUAAUAACAAGUAAAUUAAAGGAAAAUUAUCAAAUGCUUACUUUGGGUGGGGAUGCUGAACUGGAGCUUGUAGACAGCUUGGAUCCUUUCUCUGAAGGAAUCAUGUUCAGUGUUCGACCACCCAAGAAAAGUUGGAAGAAGAUCUUCAACCUUUCAGGAGGAGAGAAAACCCUUAGUUCAUUGGCUUUAGUAUUUGCUCUUCACCACUACAAACCCACUCCCCUUUACUUCAUGGACGAGAUUGAUGCAGCCCUUGAUUUUAAAAAUGUGUCCAUCGUUGCAUUUUAUAUAUACGAGCAAACAAAAAAUGCCCAGUUCAUAAUAAUUUCCCUUCGAAAUAAUAUGUUUGAGAUUUCAGACAGACUUAUUGGAAUUUACAAGACAUACAAUAUAACAAAAAGUGUUGCAGUAAACCCAAAAGAAAUUGCAUCUAAAGGACUUUGUUGAACUUGUGUAUACUGAAGAUUCUCCAAACUGAAUUGGCAUAGAUUUCGUAUAUUAUUGAUUUUGUAUUUGUAAAGGACUAUAAAUUGUGUAAAAUAUAUAUUCCUAAGUAGAAUCACAGAACUGGUUUCUUUUUUAUGCUGUUGAGUCAUCCUGUAAAGUCUAAUAAAAUAUCUAUACCUGCCUUCUAGGA